This is a messenger RNA of Amphimedon queenslandica, 1029 nucleotides long. RefSeq names its product tripartite motif-containing protein 2-like. The transcript has a single exon. The annotation marks the transcript as partial. Gene Ontology annotation, molecular function: protein binding. NCBI's taxonomy places the organism in Eukaryota, Metazoa, Porifera, Demospongiae, Haplosclerida, Niphatidae. The record is from RefSeq and is a predicted model, not a curated record.
UGAGUGAGCGUACUGAUCCAGGUGAAGUUCUCAGUGUUAAGAAGCUAAUCACCAAUCAACUAGAGGAAUGCAUUGAAGAGUAUAAGAAACUACCUCUAGAAAUAGAAGACAAAGGAGCCAUUUUAACGCUUGUAGAUACGUCUACUUUAAAUAAAGAGAUCAAUGAGUUUGGAAGUUUUUUGGAGUUUGAUCAGCUUGAGCCAUUACUUUAUUCCAUUGAUAGUGGGUUAGCUAUUCCACUGGCAACAGUAAAGAAAGAAAGGAAAUUCAAAGUGGCUCUAUCAGCAGGCAUUGAUAAAGCAGCAAGCUAUUUGAAGGGUUCCUUUAUCAAAAGUGAUAGGAGGAAAAAGGAGGGUAGAGUUGUUAUAGUUAAUGAUAACAAGACAGCCAUUGUAUCAUGCACACCUCAAAGUAUUGGUGGAUAUGAACUAUCAGUUACUAUAAGAGGUCACCAUAUUAAAGGUAGUCCUUAUCAACUGUCAGUAAAAGCAUCAAGAGACUAUACCACACUAACUAACCAGAGAUCCUUUAAUGUGGGGAGCAGUACUUAUGGUGUUGCUGUUCAUACUAAUGGUGAAGUAUUUGCUAGUAGUUGGGAUGGGUUUGUUCAGGUAUUUAGUGAGGAUGGUACUGCAGUAAGAAGGAUUGGAUCUAAAGGUAAGGGUAAUGGAAAGUUUGGCAGGCCCUGGGGUUUAUUGCUGGUAGGAGACAGGCUCUAUGUGUCUGAUUAUAAUCUUAAUCGUGUGCAGUAUUUCUCAGCUACUACUGGUCAGUAUAUUGGUCAGUUUGGUAGUAAAGGUAAUGGGAAUGGACAGUUCUCUAAACCUGAAGGUAUGUCUACUGAUGGUAAAGGCAAUAUAUUAGUAGCUGAUUACAGCAACAAAAGAGUACAAGUGUUUAAAGAAGAUGGUACAUUUGUACAAGUCAUACAAUGUGAUGGUACUGCAUCUGAUGUAGCAGUUGAUAAUGAAGGAAAGAUACACGUUACCAUUUGUGGUCAAAAUCAUGUUCAAGUCUUCUCUCCUGAUG